UUUGUUAAAUCGAAAAAAUAAACUUUUUUUUUUUUGCUCUUUUUCACACAUUGCACAAGCAUAUUUUACAAAAAUGUCUAAUUUAGAAAUGCUAGGAGUCUUCACUCCCGGCCAAAAAGCCUUGGUUAGAGGCUGGUGGAAAAAAGUGACAGCUGCACAUCCCUUAGCCAGGAAUUUCAAAGACAUGAAAGUACCAAUUGUUGAGAAAGGAGUGUUUGGAAUCCCACUUGUCGAAUCAAAUGAAUACGCUCAUUCCAGUAUUUCGUACAUUGACGAUGUAACCAAUACACAGUGCUUUGGUGUCAUACCAACUAUUAUUGCCAAAUGUGGAUCAUUUUUAAAAGAAGAAGCCAUGACGACUGAGGGUAUAUUUCGAGUAUCGGGGAGCGCAAGAAGGACCCGGAUGCUACAAUCGAUCUUUGAUACGCCUGAUACUUAUGGUUCCCAGCUAGACUGGAGAGGAUACACCGUUCAUGAUGCAGCCAAUGUCAUGAAACGCUUUUUAAAUUUUUUGCCCGAGCCUGUUAUUACUUUAAAGUACUACCGGAUAUUUAAGGACGUUACCCUUUCUGAAUAUCCCAAUUUAGAUCUAAAAAUAGAAGCGAUCCAAAACAUCAUUGCCCAAUUACCUUUGGCUCAUCAAUAUUUGUUAUUAUAUCUAUUAGAUAUGAUGGGAAUGUUUGUUACUGCUCAAGAAUAUACCAGGAUGGAUAUUGCAUGUCUGUCUGCUGUUUUUGCACCCGGUAUACUCUCCCAUCCCGACGAUGAAAUGAAUCCAGCCGAAUACUUUGAGUCUCAAAAAGUAUUGGGAUUUUUAAUAGAAAAUCAAGAACGAUUUUCGAUGCCCAGUGUUCAUGCAAUUACUAACAUUUCUCAAGUAUCACAAAAAAGUUUUCGAGCUAACAUACAAGGCUCUGAAGAGGCUAGACGUCCGUGCUCAAGCCAUCGACCAUCCCUUAUAUAUUCAAUUGCAGCUGGCUCCUAUUCAGGUUCAGGUAUUGAGUCUAUAGGAGCCAAUGAUGUUCAGGAUCCUCCAACAAUGAGUAGUUUGCGGAGAAGUAAAACAGCACCGAGUAGGCGUGAUAAAUAUGGGGCGCAUGAACCACAGCAGAUUGUCCAUGUCAACCGAACAUCCAGUCAGCGCAGCAGAAGAGGACUGUCAUGUUCUACAACACCAAUCAGAAGCAUGUCUGCUAUACCGAAUGCCACAUGAUUUUAAAAAUAAAAAAAAUAAAAAAAAAAGGACCCUGGCGUUAAAAUUGUACAAUAAUGCCAAAUGUGAAAAUGUUCCCCACAGGCAAGGUGUUACGCAGGUACAAAAUAAAUUUUUACCCUCCGUGUACCGCGGAAAGGGAAUGAGCUUCCCAUUCUCCCCGCAAUUUCAUAUUUUCACACACACGCUAUUGGUUGGUCGGACAAGGGGACUCGUACCAUUUAUAGAACUUUUUUUACCACUUUACCAGCCUUCUACUGUCAAUUCCCACUCUCACACUUUUAUUCAGUAUUUUCCCUUGUGUAAAAAAAAGGAAAGAAAGCAGUAAUUCUUUACUUAAUUCACAUAGUACUUGUGAUAUACCUCUUAAAAAAGAGAAAUGAUUCUAUUUAGUCGACAAGAUAUAUUUAC
Messenger RNA from Mucor mucedo, 1624 nucleotides. Its product is annotated as Rho GTPase activation protein. The record is from RefSeq and is a predicted model, not a curated record. Gene Ontology annotation, cellular component: cell cortex. The coding region runs from base 74 to 1213 and encodes 379 amino acids. Gene Ontology annotation, biological process: regulation of fungal-type cell wall organization; activation of GTPase activity; signal transduction. Lineage: Eukaryota; Fungi; Mucoromycota; Mucoromycetes; Mucorales; Mucoraceae. The transcript has 7 exons. Gene Ontology annotation, molecular function: GTPase activator activity.